Messenger RNA from Cyprinodon tularosa, 4590 nucleotides. Its product is annotated as E3 ubiquitin-protein ligase UHRF2-like. Gene Ontology annotation, molecular function: protein binding; ubiquitin protein ligase activity. Lineage: Eukaryota; Metazoa; Chordata; Actinopteri; Cyprinodontiformes; Cyprinodontidae. Gene Ontology annotation, biological process: negative regulation of gene expression via chromosomal CpG island methylation; protein ubiquitination. The coding region runs from base 203 to 2971 and encodes 922 amino acids. The transcript is spliced from 16 exons. The record is from RefSeq and is a predicted model, not a curated record.
CGCGAGCUCAUGUAAUAAGGCACCUCCUGCGCGAGAUCCAGCCCGACGUUACCUCUGCAGAGGAAAACGCAGCGGAGCUCCAAAAAUGGUUUAUCCCCGUCUCAUUUGAGCCCAUUACCACGUUUCGUACCAACAACGGCGUUUUUUUUUUUUUUUUGUAUCCGUAGUUUAUUGAAGGCCUGACAAGGGGCGCCUCGCGACGAUGUGGAUCCAGGUUCGCACGAUAGACGGGAAGGAGACGCGAACCGUUGAGGAUCUUUCCAGACUGACCAAAAUUGAGACUUUACGGUUGAAAAUCCAGGACAUUUUCAACGUGAGCCCCCAGCAGCAGCGCCUCUUCUACAGAGGGAAGCAGAUGGAAGAUGGUCUGACACUUUUUGACUACAACGUGGGUCUCAAUGACAUUGUCCAGCUGCUAAUCCGCUCUCAGACCGAUCCCCCGGAUGGCCCUACCACCAAGGACCCCUCAGGUGUUGCAAGCAGUUCAGCUCCUCUGCCUGACUUGAAGAAUGAAAAUUUUCAAGCUCCAAUCUCCCCCGCAGAUUUGGAAACCUCAUCUUGUAUGGACAAUAAGAAAGAAAGCAGCCACGCCACUGUAAAUGAAUCUAAGCCAGAAACUGUCGCUACUAGUACCAAAAAUGGGUUCAGGUCCUCCAGUCCAGCACAGGACACUCAGCCACCAACAUCCAGCAGGAGCACAUUAAUCAACCCAGGGAUUGGCCUGUAUAAGAUUAACGAGCUGGUAGACUGCAGGGACGUAAGCAUCGGAGCCUGGUUUGAGGCAUGCAUUGAAAAUGUGACAGUUUCUCCUAAAGGACAGAUAACGCCCACCAAGGGAAAGGUGGGUCGGCCUCCUAAAAGGACUAAUGGGAAGCUGGAGGCUGACCAGGCUCAGGCCCUUGGACAGGGUCAAAUCACGGACUGUAACAGGAAUAACCCUGUGUUAAACUCUGAAAGUAACGGAGCCUCCACCUCUAAGACUGACUCUACCACAGAAACCAAGGAGAAGGAAGAGGACAUAGCUUACCACAUUAAAUACGAAGAUUAUCCAGAGCAUGGUGUGGUGGAGAUACGAUCCGUGGAUGUAAGGCCCCGGGCCAGGACCCUGCUUAAGUGGGACCAGCUCCAAGUGGGGCUGAAGGUGAUGGUCAACUACAACAUGGAGACCCCAGAUGAGAGGGGCUUCUGGUACGAUGCAGAGAUAGUGACCAUAAAUCAAACCUCUCGUACCAAUAAGGAGCUCCGAGUUAAUAUUCUCCUGGGGGGUCCUGAAGAUGUAAUUGGAGAUUGUAAAGUUCAUUUUUUGGAUGAAAUCUACCAGGUGGAGAAACCUGGAGCUCGGCCCCUUUCGAGCGCAGAUGGGCAGUUUAAACGGAAGAGCGGACCAGAGUGCAAGCACUGCAAGGCUGACCCUGAAGCGGAGUGUCGGUUCUGCUCCUGCUGCGUGUGCGGCGGGAAGCAGGACGCACACAUGCAGCUGCUGUGUGAUGAGUGCAACAUGGCGUUCCACAUCUACUGUCUCAACCCACCUCUGGCCAACAUCCCAGAUGACGAGGACUGGUACUGUCCAACCUGUAAAAAUGACACCAGUGAAGUCGUCAAGGCUGGCGAGAAGCUUAAAGCCAGCAAGAAGAAAGCCAAAAUGCCUUCAGCUACCACUGAGAGUCAGAGAGACUGGGGAAAGGGUAUGGCCUGCGUGGGGCGCACUAAAGAAUGCACAAUUGUUCCGUCAAACCACUAUGGUCCUAUUCCUGGAAUUCCUGUGGGGACCACCUGGAAAUUCAGAGUGCAGGUGAGCGAGGCGGGCGUUCACAGGCCACACGUCGGCGGCAUCCAUGGGCGCAGCAACGACGGCUCCUAUUCACUGGUGUUAGCAGGGGGCUUUGAGGACGAAGUGGACCGGGGAGAUGAGUUUACCUAUACAGGCAGCGGGGGUCGCGACCUCUCAGGAAACAAAAGGAUUGGAGAGCACUGUUUUGACCAAACGCUGACUCACAUGAAUAGGGCUUUGGCUUUAAACUGUGAUGCCCCCUUGAAUGACAAAGAUGGAGCAGAGUCCAGAAACUGGCGGGCCGGAAAACCGGUGAGAGUGGUACGCAGUUCUAAAGGUAGACGCAUCAGCAAAUACGCUCCAGAGGAAGGAAACCGCUACGAUGGUAUUUAUAAGGUGGUAAAGUACUGGCCAGAGAUUGGGAAGUGUGGUUAUUUGGUGUGGAGGUACCUGCUGAGACGGGACGAUCUGGAACCAGCCCCGUGGACCCCUGAAGGACUGGAAAGGAUAAAGAAACUAGGGCUCGCAGUUCAGUACCCGCCAGGCUAUUUAGCAGCCAUGGCUAACAAAACAAAGAAGGAGGCCUGUGCUAGACCCGGUCGUGGCGGUCGGAGCAAACACUAUCCUGGGAGAGGGAGGCCGCGUAGGCCCAAGAUUAAAGCAAAAGAGGUGGAGGAGGAAGAGGGGGCGGCGGCAGCAGAGGACGAAGAGGAGGACGUAGAGGGGGGUGAGGCUCCAGAAGCCCAGAUGGAAGAGGAUGCACCACAAAGUAAUGGAGAGCCGAAGACAACCGGAGAAACUGCAGAGCCGUCACCAGAGACCGAGCCUCCGUCUAAACGCGUCAAGAUCGAAGAAACGUUCCAGCUGACCGAGCAGCAACAACAGCUGAUCCAAGAUGACACAGCCAACAAAAAACUGUGGAGCGAAGCCAUGGAGCACCUUAAAGAGGGACCGAAUUUCCUGCGGAAACUGGAGCAGAUCUUUAUGUGCGUCUGCUGCCAGGAGCUGGCCUUUCAGCCUAUCACCACCGUCUGCUCACACAAUGUCUGCAAGACUUGUCUGCAGCGGUCAUUUCGGGCAGCGGUGUACACCUGCCCCGCCUGCCGACACGACCUGGGCAAGGACUAUGUCAUGAACCAAAACAAGAAGCUUCAGAUUCUGCUUGACCAGUUCUUUCCCGGCUACAGCAAGGGCCGAUGAGGUCCAAUUUAGAUGUAUGGGUAGAACACGUGCACAUAAGCAUCCAUUCUGUGCACCCCUGUAUACAGUCAAGUACUUAGAGCUCCACUUUGAAAUGCAUUGCACUCACAUAAUGUACUUACCCACGGGCAAAUGUAUUUUGCAUUUCCAGCCAUUUAUGUAUACAAUCAUUUACACACAAACCACCUCAGUUAGAGACUGACCUCAUCUGCUGAACUUGGACCAUCUCCAUUUACAUCACCAGCCUGAAAAUUUGAACUAAGGACAUUUCUUCACUUCACUACUCCAGCCACCAGAAAGUGGGCACAAAAAACAAACGCACAAUCCCACCCACCAUCUCAAGGUUUUUUUUGUUUUUUUUUCCUCUGCGAUUUUUUGUUUUCCUUCCACUAUGAUGCCCGCUGGCUCUGAUAAUUGACGCACAGUACAUUGUUUGGGUGCAAAACUCCUGCUUGAAAGCGACACUUAAAUUCCUGCCAACCUGCUUGCAUUUUAUGUACCAUGCAGUUUUACACAAACUUGCAGAAAUCAGUUUUAAUAAUCCCUCAUUUGCAGUGUGGAGGUUUAUGGUGCUAAAAGGAGCAGGUUUUAAGAAAAGAUUCUCAAAGUAAGGAAUUUUACACUGUUUUAUAAAAGAAAAUGAAGCACUAUAUUAGUGACUCGUGCUGUACGCUUCUUUCUAGGCAUGUUUGAUGUAUUUUCCUGCAUCAAGUUUCCGUGCUUGUGUCACUGCAAGUCGUCUUAUUUCUUUCUAUUCUAACAGGAAGGUCGAAAAAGGAGAACAUGUCAAUCAAAAGCUGUUACUACAUUCUUUUUUAUUUCUUUUUUUUUUUUUGGUAACGUGUCUUUUUAGGUUUAUCUGAACUCCCACCUACAUUUAUACUAACCUCAAACCAGGGAAGGAUUUUUGUAAAGAUUUACUGCUAAAUUGAAUGAACCAGAUCUUAAUUUGACACCAGAAGAGUAUGAUUCUAAAUUGCAUUAUAGGCAUUAAGGUUUAUCAUUACUCACAAGAAAAAAAAAAAUUCAAAAAGGAAUAAAUUACAUUUACUACAGAAAAGCAACAAUUAUACCUUUUGCUAUGGUAAUAGUUUAUCAUUGUGAUUUAUAGCCUUAUAAUAAUCAUAAAUAAAGCAGACUGAAACAAACAUAAUAUUAGCUGGUUAAUUAGUCAGGGUGUCUGCACAGACAUGCUCUUUACAGCUCCCAAAUGCUAUUUUAAAAGAACAUCGGUUUAGUUAGAUUAGAUUAUAACACAUGAUUACCAUAUAAGAGGUAGCCUCCUUUCAGCCAGCUGGACUCCAGUGCACAGCAACACCCCAGGAAGGUUCUUUAUGCUGCUAUAGAAAUACUUGAUCAUCCCAACACAUUCUGAAAUGCUGCCAUAGAUAUCCAGCACUUUCCUAAACUUUUUUUUACCAGUUAUACCAGUAUAAACCUGCACAGCAGCAGUUUGAAAAAUAUGUUUUCAGCUAAGAUAGAACAGCAGAUGAAAGCAAUGCGAGAGUGGUAACCUGGCUGUUUCCAACCAAAGAGGGCAACAGGUGCUCCAGCAAAUUACAGAGUGAGAGAAAUUAAGUGUUCGUUAACCUUUUAAAUCAUGCUAAAUUGGUCAAGUA